Molecule: messenger RNA, 333 nt
Organism: Dibothriocephalus latus
Lineage: Eukaryota; Metazoa; Platyhelminthes; Cestoda; Diphyllobothriidea; Diphyllobothriidae
Source: the annotation of a GenBank genome assembly
AUCAUAUCGGCUGAGUUCGGACAAAUCUCAGAGGAUGUCGUCCGCUUCCGGAACUCCAAUGAUCGGGAUGGCCGAAUGCCGAACCUGGCGUCUGAAGAAUCCCCCGACAGCGUUACCCUGAAAUCUCGUCUGGCUGUGAGGAUCCACCUACUGCUGGAACCGGGCGAUGCGCACUUUGAAGCCCUGCUUCACACCACACCGGAGACCACAGGUUAUCAGGUGCAAAGCCUGGAGGACAUUCGGCGUCUGGAUGAGUACGAACGUCACGCCAAGUGUCUGGACCCCCAGCGUUGGAGCAAGGCUCGCCAGUUGUGCAUUUGCAGGGGCGCCUAG